Medicago truncatula (barrel medic) is the source of this 3001-nucleotide messenger RNA. RefSeq names its product histone-lysine N-methyltransferase, H3 lysine-9 specific SUVH6. Gene Ontology annotation, cellular component: nucleus. Bases 215 to 2860 code for a protein of 881 amino acids. The transcript has a single exon. The record is from RefSeq and is a predicted model, not a curated record. Gene Ontology annotation, molecular function: protein binding; histone methyltransferase activity; double-stranded DNA binding. Lineage: Eukaryota; Viridiplantae; Streptophyta; Magnoliopsida; Fabales; Fabaceae.
UGGGGACUCAACUAUUGUUGAUCGACCUAAGCUUAAGAGCUGGAAAAUUUCUGCUGAUGGUACGAGUGUUGAGGAUAAGAGUGGCGAAGACUCAGGUGAAGCUGAUAGUACCAACGAAGAAAAUUAUCCUCAAAAUUUUGAGUUGAACGAGGAUUUGUUGGUUACAAACACUGUUGAACAAACAAGUGACUGUAGUUUGAAGAAGGAGGAUCCGAUGUUCUUAUCUGAUCAAGUGGAUGGGGAUAGUUUGGCUAACGAUGAACCUGCAAAAGUGGAAUUGGUUGGCAUGGAAACUAUGGAUACAGAAUUGGCACCUGAAGACUGUAGAUUGAAAAAGGAUGUUACCGUGGUCUCAUCUCAUCAAUUUGAUGUGAUUAUUUUGGAGACUUUAGAUGUGGAAUUUGCAACUGAAAACUGUAGUUUGAAGAACGAAAAUGCAGUGAUAUCAUCUCAUCAAAUGGAUGAGUCUACUUUGGCAAACGAUGAACCUGAAAAACUGGGAUUCGCGGGUAUGGAAACUUUGGAUAUGGAAUUUGCAACAGAAGGCGCCGUAAAACAAGAUUUAUCCUAUAUAUCAAAGGCAUCGUAUCCAGAUGGCGAGGCAGCUACGCCUGAUGACUCAAAAUCCUCUUUGUCCACUAUCAAUAUUGGUGGUGCUGGUGCUUGUAUGAAGGAGGCUUUAACUAAAAGGUACGCUCCUCGUAAAAAAGUUGCAGUGUUCAGAGAUUUUCCACGUUUGUGUGGAGGCAAUGCUCCCUGUCUCAGUCAGGAUGAGUGUCUGAAGGAGCUUUCUUCUUUGAAAGAAGUUGAAGCCACUGACGUAAACGAAGCAGAAAAUAACAAGAGAAAGUUUGAUAACAUUGUUCAAGCUGAUUCUGAAGGGAACACUAGCCUUCCUGAAAAAUAUAAUCAUCUUCUGGUUAACAUAAAUUCUAAGGUAGUGGUUAAAGCAGAAAACAUCAACACUGUAAAACUCGAAAGUAGUUCCAUGGUCUCAUCAGGCAGGAAAUUAGUGCACGGUUUGAUGGCUACAUCAGAAUGGAAAGCAAGGGAAAGUAAGGGAAAGAAAGUUGAUUUUUGUGCCCAGCUGGACAAGUCAAAAACUGCUACCAAGUCGAAAGGUGUACUGAAUCAUUCUGGGCACCAGCCGUUGAAAAAGAAAAGAGAAAAUUCUAGUUCUGAUGACAUGGGUCAAUUAGUAACAGUGGAGAAGAGUUCCCUAGACCCUAAUGAAAAUAACAAACACUUUAAAAGUGUCCCAAAAUCACGUGGUUCGAGCGUAAAUGUUUUUCCUCUUGGUCAUAGUAAUUUUAGUGGUCAUGAGAAUGACUCAGUGGCCAGGAAUAAAGUGAGGAAAGCAUUGCGCCUGUUCCAAGCUUUUUAUAGAAAGAUUUUGCAGGAAGCCGAAGCAAAACCAAAGUCAAAUGUGAAAGAAGUGAAGAGGUUUGAUUUACAAGCUGCGAAAAAGCUUAAGGAGGAAGGGAGCCAUGUUAACGAAGGGGAGAAUAUCUUGGGAUCUGUUCCUGGGGUUGAAGUUGGUGAUGAAUUUCAAUUCAGAAUAGAGCUUAAUAUAAUUGGCCUUCAUCGCCAGAUUCAGGGUGGUAUAGAUUAUGUGAGGCAGAAAGACAAGAUCCUUGCAACUAGUAUUGUUGCUUCGGGUGGCUAUGCUGAUGACUUAGAUAAUUCAGAUCUUUUGAUAUAUACAGGACAGGGAGGAAACGUGACGAGCAGUGAUAAAGAGCCAGAAGAUCAGAAGCUUGAACGGGGAAAUCUUGCUUUGAAGAACAGUAAUGAGGAAAAGAAUUCUGUUAGAGUGAUACGGGGCUAUGAAUCAAUGGACGGUAAAAGAAAGAUAUAUGUUUACGAUGGACUUUAUGUAGUUGAGUCAUGUUGGCAGGAUAUAGGGCCACGUGGGAAGAUGGUUUAUAAGUUUAGCUUGCGAAGAAUCCCGGGUCAACCAGAGCUUGCCUUGAAGGAAGUGAAGAAAUCUAAAAAGUCCAAAACAAGAGAAGGUCUAUGUGUCGAAGAUAUUUCCUACGGGAAAGAGAAAAUUCCUAUAUGUGCUGUGAACACCAUAGAUAACGAGAAACCCCCUACAUUUAAAUACAUAACCGAGAUGAUAUAUCCUGAAUGUUGCAAUCUUGUCCCUCCAAAAGGAUGUAAUUGUACUAAUGGAUGCUCUGACCAUAAGAAAUGUUCUUGUGUAGUAAAAAAUGGUGGCGAGAUUCCAUUUAAUCAUAAUGGGGAUAUUGUAGAAGUAAAGCCUCUAGUCUAUGAGUGUGGUCCUAAAUGCAAGUGCCCUUCAACCUGCCAUAAUAGAGUUAGCCAACUUGGCAUAAAUAUUCAACUUGAAAUUUUUAAAACCAAUUCAAUGGGAUGGGGUGUAAGAUCCUUAAAUUCCAUCCCUUCAGGAAGUUUUAUCUGUGAAUAUAUUGGAGAGGUUCUUGAAGAAAAGGAAGCUGAACAAAGAACCGGCAAUGAUGAGUAUCUUUUCGAUAUCGGAAAUAACAAAAACAACAAUAAUCUUUGGGAUGGACUUUCAAACCUUUUUCCAGAUUCAAGUUCAAGUGAAGUAGUGGAGGAUUCUGACUUCACUACCGAUGCCGCUCAGUUUGGUAAUGUGGGGAGAUUUGUUAACCAUAGUUGCUCCCCUAAUCUUUAUGCUCAGAAUGUCCUUUAUGAUCAUCAAGACAGCAGGGUUCCUCACAUCAUGUUAUUUGCUGCUGAGAACAUUCCUCCCUUGCAAGAGCUGACAUACGAUUACAAUUACACGAUAGAUACAGUUCGUGAUUCCGAUGGCAAUAUCAAAAAGAAGUACUGCUUUUGUGGUUCUGUUGAAUGUACUGGUAGGUUGUAUUGAUCUUUUGCCAUGUUAAUUGUUGGAACAGUUUUUCUUAUAAGUCUUUCAAACUAAAAUCGCAAAAACUGGAGCUUAAUUUUGGGCCAUGUUAUGGAUGUGCUUUGAUUCUUCAUCCUUAAUGGUUGGAAAGAAAAAUAUUCU